Didymodactylos carnosus is the source of this 393-nucleotide messenger RNA. The record is from the annotation of a GenBank genome assembly. Lineage: Eukaryota; Metazoa; Rotifera; Eurotatoria; Philodinida; Philodinidae.
AUGGCAACAGGCAGUUCAGGACGAUGUGAAUUUGAGUUUCAACCGUUUCCUGUACUAUUAAAAUAUGAUUGUCCACACAUUGAACAACGUCCCUAUACUCUUCCUGCAUCAGCUCGAAAAGUUAACGGACAUCAACCACCAUGCCACGAAUGCCAUCAGACAGAAGAAAACUGGGUCUGUCUCCAACAAGAUUGUAAUCUGAUUGGCUGUUCUCGUUAUCGUUUGAAACAUAUGUUAGAUCAUCAUUCAGCAACAAAUCAUUCCAUUUGUCUUAGUUUAAGUGAUCAUUCAAUUUAUUGUUAUGUAUGCGAAGAGUACAUUGAUCAUUCCAAUUUUCGACAAUUACACAGUCAACUAAUUGGAGAAUAUGGUGAUCAAACAUUUGCUGCUUAA